Messenger RNA from Thelazia callipaeda (thelaziosis nematode), 1386 nucleotides. The record is from the annotation of a GenBank genome assembly. Lineage: Eukaryota; Metazoa; Nematoda; Chromadorea; Rhabditida; Thelaziidae.
UUGCAAUUUGCACAAAAUAGUCUUUUUUUUUUCAGUUUUUCGUUGAAUAGUAAAAUAUAUGCUAUUGAAUGGGAAAAUGCACUGAAGUUAAAUCAUCCAUAUUUGAUUCGAGUUAAUUUUUUGAAUGAUCAAAUUACGCUGGCAGUAGACGAUUUGAGUGCAAUGAUUUUCAAACUUCCUUUAGAAAUUAAUAAUCCAUUAGCUCAAAUUUCUUCCGUAUAUCUCGGAUAUGCACCGAUCAAAAAUCUAAAGUAUGAAAAACUUGAAGUAGAAUUGUGGUUAAAAUCGUUAGAUCCAGAUGGAUUGGUAUUUUAUUGGGCUGAUAUGAAUGCCAAAAGUGAAUAUAUUAAUGGUGAUUUUGUUGCUUUAGUACUUAUUGCUUCACAUGCUCACUUUUUUUGGAAUCUUGGUUCUGGAAUCUCUUACUGCAGAUCUUCUACAACACUUUCCAACGAUCACUUUCAUUCCAUCCGUUUUGGAAGACAUUUACGUACUGGCUUCAUUCAAGUUGACAAUGAAAUGACUACAACUCAGACUUCUGAAGCAGGUGCUUCAUAUUUGAAUGUGAAUAAUGGCAAGGCAUUCCUAGGCAAUGUACCAAACAGAAGCAUUCUUCCAAGUGAAAUACCUGAAUUUACGGUACCGUUUCGAGGUGCAAUACAACGAUUGUCUAUUAAUGAAUUAUUAUUCUCUAAACUACUCAAAGAAUUUCAACGGUUUGGCAAGGUUUUACAAUAUGAAGGAUUUCCUUGCGCUGAUGAGGAAUGCCAAGAAAAGAGUAUUUGCUUUCCAAAGUUAAAUGAAUAUAGUUGUAGAAAUAACAAUUGCAAUCCAAAUGAAAGCAUGCAGUUUGAUGGAAAUACAGAAUAUCCGUUACUUACAAAGACGAUUCGAACCAAAAGAUCAAAGCAAAAGACAGAUUAUCAAUUCAUGCUAAAAACUAAUGAAUCGCAAGGAUUAAUUUGGUGGGAAGGAACAAGCGAUUCAAUCAAAUUACACUAUUUGGCGAUAUUUAUCUCUGCUGGAAAGCUUACUUUUUCGAUAAAAUUUAACUCCGAGUCAAAGGUCAAGGCAAUUGGAUCAAAUGUUAUUAUUAAUGAUAAUUGCUGGCAUAAUGUCAAGUUAUUAAGAGAGAAACGAAAGAUUGUAUUCGAAACUGACAAGGAGAAGAUCAUUCAUGUUUUACCACCUGAUGGAGCAGAACUUAUUACGAAUGAAGUGAUUUGGAUCGUACUAAUUUUAGGUGGAAGAAAAAAAGUGUUGCAUAAUUUUCCAUUACAAACAUUAUUCAAAGGAUGUUUGGGAGAUAUACGAAUUGCAUCAAAACUAAUUAGCAUAGAACAAGAACUGUCAUCUAAUCGAAUACCUCAGAAAUGCAAAAAUUGA